AGCCUAUAAAGGUCUACUGUGACAUGACAACUGACGGAGGAGGUUGGCUUCUUGUUUCUAACGUUGUGGUAGACGACCCGUCCUCGCGACAGCUUUCGAUUGAGUCUUCUUACCGUGAAAUCAGCAACUGUCGCGACAACAAGGCGUUGUUUAUCACGACGGAUGCCAUGAAAGAACUGAGAACACACUUGUCCUUCACUCAACUGAGAUUUCAUUGCAGUAAACAAAAAGGACGUACAAUCCACGUGACUACCGCUGCUAACAGCUCUGGUGAAGCUGUAGUCCAGUAUUUCAGUGGUCAGAUGGAUUCCCGCCCCUUAGGCUGUGGCUCGUUUAAAAGAAUGGAAGAUGAUAACUCCAGAACAACUGCAAGUUGUCGUCGAUGGAGAGAUAUGAAGUGGGGAUUAGCAAGCGUCGCACAGCAAAGGUUAAACGAUCAUCCUUUAUUUUUACCGGGGGCUACUCACUGGCGUUUGACAGAUGGGAGUCAAAGAUGGGAGUGCGACGACUUCAAGAAGUCUGGUUCAGAAUUUUUUGCGCUGUCCUCUGAUGAUUUCUGGAAAGUCUUUGUUCGUUAGGAAAUAAGAGCGACAGAUCACCUACAUCUGCUUACUUGGUCUUCAGAA
Pocillopora damicornis (cauliflower coral) is the source of this 626-nucleotide messenger RNA. RefSeq lists its product as uncharacterized. The record is from RefSeq and is a predicted model, not a curated record. Gene Ontology annotation, molecular function: oligosaccharide binding; extracellular matrix structural constituent. NCBI's taxonomy places the organism in Eukaryota, Metazoa, Cnidaria, Anthozoa, Scleractinia, Pocilloporidae.